Messenger RNA from Apodemus sylvaticus (European woodmouse), 427 nucleotides. Its product is annotated as thymosin beta-15A-like. Gene Ontology annotation, molecular function: actin monomer binding. The transcript is spliced from 3 exons. The record is from RefSeq and is a predicted model, not a curated record. Gene Ontology annotation, biological process: actin filament organization; regulation of cell migration. Gene Ontology annotation, cellular component: cytoplasm. NCBI's taxonomy places the organism in Eukaryota, Metazoa, Chordata, Mammalia, Rodentia, Muridae. The coding region runs from base 111 to 248 and encodes 45 amino acids.
CGUUGGAGAGUUUAUCCCCUUGUGGCCGCACGGGCGAACACCACCCUGGACUAGAGGUAGCUGCGGACUUAGCUUCUGUUCUGACCGGAGCCAUCAAACCAGCAGUCAAGAUGAGUGAUAAACCAGACUUGUCAGAAGUUGAAACAUUUGACAAAUCAAAGUUGAAGAAAACUAAUACUGAAGAAAAAAAUACUCUUCCAUCAAAAGAAACGAUCCAGCAAGAGAAAGAAUAUAAUCAAAGAUCAUAAAAUGAGGAUCUCCUUUCAAGAGCAACUUCAGCAUUGCCUGUCAGUCUUGGCUUUAGGCUUGUUUCUAUAAACCUAUGUGACAUGUAGACAUUUUAGGCAAUUCCUGAUAGGUUCUUUUACUAACUUGGCUGAAAGGUCAGCAUUUGCUACCAACCAUUAAAUUUGGUUUCCACUGCUCA